GAUUUUGCCGGUGAUGAGUUCUCAAACAACCUCUUCAGUGAUCUCGCACCCCUGCUCACCCUUUUUGGCGAGCAGGUCACAAAACAGUUCCUCAGCCUGAGUCUGGGGUGGGCUGAUAAUUUCCUUCUUGCCAUGGGUCCUCUGGGAAUCAGGACUAUCAUCGUCAGUGCCAUCCGUGUCGGUGGGGUUAAAAAGCUCAAGGCAGUUGUUGGCAGGUGUGUUCGCGUUGAAUGUUCAGAUUCACUUUUUAUACUGACUUUCAUAAGGGCCCGUGAGAGCCGGUCAACGGCCGAGCUGGAACUGCUCUCAUCUACUUCGGCAGACGUUUGCGAGCUGUGGAGUGGCCAGGAGAUUGUCCGCCUCAUUGGGAACCCUCAGAUGAAAUGGCUCAUUCUCGACAAGUCCAAUGGCAAACUUCACGACUUACAGUCCGCCUCCGAGGAAAGAUUAAUUAGACACGAUCAAAUUCUCGGUUAUUCCGAUGGUUCUGAAGUAACGUCCAUUCUGAAAGACGCGGCACCGAACUUGGCUCUCAACGUCCGUCACGCCACAGCUUCCAGCAAAGAGUUGCGGUUUUGGGCAAUCGUCGGAAUAGGUUUACAAGCGACAGCUAUCGUCAUCCCCGGUCUUGCAACAUAUCGCUGGGCCUGGCUAAAGGCUUGGGCGCCUGUUGCGGGGUAUGGCUAUCCUUGCUUUCUUGUCGGCACACUGCUAGUGAUUGUAGGUAUUUUGGGAUGCGGGCAUGUCAUAGAAGGUAUUACCACGGAAUACAGCUUCGAGCCUGCCCACAACUCAGAUCUUCAGCCAUUGGUACUGCAAAGAUCUGUCACAGUGGCUGACCAACACUUUUCUUCAUAUGCUAUUUUCUUUCCGUCUAGGAUUCGGACAUCUACUCUGGCAAGUGAUCCGAAGGAGAGCUACUUCAGGUAUGUUGGAACUGGCACUUUUGGGUUUGUCAUUCAGUUUGUCGGCCUUCGCGCACUUCACUGGUCGGCCACUAUCCUUCAGCUUGGAAUAACUUUAGUCAUGACAGGAGUGCGUGCUUGGGCUCGACGAGGCCUUGCUUUUGAUCCAACCGCCACAACGAUAUUGGACGGCCACGAAAAGGCUUGGCUUGCUCUUCAUCUUUGGGCAAAAAAGACCACGGGCGCUACCCAAAGCUCCACGACAGCAUCGUAUGUACGGACGUUCUUUGGAAUUGAAUUCAGACUGACUGAAGUACAGAGGCGAAGAAGUGGAUAUCACUCCGGCGGUUCAAGAGCAAGGUCCAGUUAA
Messenger RNA from Podospora anserina S mat+, 1275 nucleotides. RefSeq lists its product as uncharacterized. The record is from RefSeq and is a predicted model, not a curated record. The annotation marks the transcript as partial. The transcript has 2 exons. Lineage: Eukaryota; Fungi; Ascomycota; Sordariomycetes; Sordariales; Podosporaceae.